UAGGAAUGGGUCCGAAACAUAUUUAGUUAGUCACGACAGUUACGAAGAAGAGUUGCAAACACCUGCAGAUCUCUUGGACAAUCCGCUCCAUAGCUCUUUUAAGUGUCGAAACAUAAUCUACCUCGAAUCUUGAUUUUUGUCGAGUUUGUGUUAUUUCCCUGAAGCCUCUCCGGUGGUAAAUGUCUUAUUGUUCGUUUUUAUAGCAAUACUAAUAAAUAACGUAACUAGCUGAUAAGGCAACAUUGCACUAUAUUUUUGAUUGUUUCUGUUUAUACUAUUUUGCACUAAAAUAUUGGUGAAGAUGCACACCACGCAGAAGGACACGACCUACACGAAGGUUUUUGUCGGGGGUCUUCCAUACCACACUACGGAUUCCAGUCUCAGGAAAUAUUUUGAAGUGUUUGGAGAAAUUGAAGAAGCAGUCGUGAUUACCGACCGACAGACCGGCAAGUCCAGGGGGUAUGGAUUCGUGACGAUGGCGGACCGCUCGGCUGCAGACAGGGCCUGUAAAGAUCCGAACCCCAUCAUCGACGGCAGGAAAGCCAACGUCAACCUGGCGUACCUGGGGGCCAAGCCACGGGUGAUGCAGCCAGGUUUCACUUUUGGUGUUCCACAAAUCCAUCCUGCCUUUAUCCAAAGGCCUUAUGGGAUCCCUGCUCACUACGUGUACCCUCAGGCCUUCAUGCAGCCAAGCACCAUGGUCAUUCCCCAUGCCAUGCAGCCCAGCGCAGCCUCUGCCUCCACCGGCUCCUCACCGUACAUCGACUACACUGGAGCCGCCUACGCACAGUAUUCCGCCGCCGUGGCCGCUAGCGCUGCUGCAGCCUACGAGCAGUAUCCCUACGCUGCCUCCCCUGUGGCGGCCGGGUACAUAACUGCGGCCGGUUACGGCUACGUUCAGCAGCCCCUGCCUACGGCCGCACCGGGGUCAGCCGUCGCUGCAGCCGCAGCUUUCGGUCAGUACCAGCCUCAGCAGCUGCAAGCUGACCGCAUGCAAUAGCAGCCACUGCAGCCAUUGGACACGAGGGGAUGGGAGGCCCACGGCUGAUUGGCUGUGCAGAGGAAGGAGGAGGAGGAAGAGAGAGGGGCCGUGUUGUUAAGUGACGGAGUCGUUAAGAUGGUGGUGGUGAGGUGGGAGAUCCAUACAGUAGCUUCCCAACUUGCUGUGCUUAACCCC
Molecule: messenger RNA, 1177 nt
Organism: Salmo salar (Atlantic salmon)
Lineage: Eukaryota; Metazoa; Chordata; Actinopteri; Salmoniformes; Salmonidae
Product: RNA-binding protein 24
Biological process (GO): positive regulation of myotube differentiation; regulation of alternative mRNA splicing, via spliceosome; mRNA stabilization
Cellular component (GO): nucleus; cytosol
Molecular function (GO): mRNA 3'-UTR binding
Source: RefSeq, a predicted model, not a curated record